AUGGCUAACAGUGAAGCAUCAAAUCAUUCCAGUAGUAAGGCUAGUUCCGUUUUGAAGCAGAGAAGCGAAAAGAAAUGGAAAACUUUUGUAUCUGUAUAUGCGAGUAUCUUCCCAUAUUUACUCGUACCUGCACGUUCUCAACUCAGUUCAUUCAUUGGUAGCCAUUUAGAUAUGCUUAGACUGAUGGAAGAAGACCUUGAGAUUGGCGACAAAGAGGUGGCAACAUAUCGGCCGUCUGUUCCACUUGCCUCAUUUACUCUUACCCUUGCCCUUUCCAUCUCAAGAUAUGACAUUUGUCAAUGGAACAGGGGAAAGGGACAACUCGACCAUCUAACUGCUUUCCAUCCUUCCAAUCUUUCUUACACUUCCUGUGUUUUGCCGAAGCUACUACAAUGCAAUAAAAGCACUGCUAUUGAAGCUAUUACAAUAAAAGCACCUGCAUAA
Loa loa (African eye worm) is the source of this 444-nucleotide messenger RNA. RefSeq lists its product as hypothetical. The coding region runs from base 1 to 444 and encodes 147 amino acids. The record is from RefSeq and is a predicted model, not a curated record. The transcript has 4 exons. Lineage: Eukaryota; Metazoa; Nematoda; Chromadorea; Rhabditida; Onchocercidae.